CACUGUCUGGAAGGAAGAUGGCGUCGAGCGGCGGCUGCUCGGGCCCCGGCUGGGAAGUGGCGGUACGCCCGCUCCUCUCAGCCUCCUACUCGGCUUUUGACAUGAAGGAGCUUCCGCAACUGUUGGCAUCGGUGAUAGAGAGCGAAUCCGAAAUCCUUCACCACGACAAACAGUAUGAACCUUUCUACUCGUCAUUCGUGGCGCUGUCCACCCAUUACAUCACAACUGUCUGCAGCCAGAUUCCCAGGAACCAGUUGCAGUCUGUAGCUGCUGCUUGCAAAGUCUUGCUUGAAUUUUCCUUACUUCGGCUGGAGAGUCCCGAUGAGGCGUGCGCAGUGUCUCAGAAGCACCUAAUUCUACUGAUCAAGGGUCUGUGCAUCGGCACCAGCCGCCUGGAUCGGACCGAGAUAAUCACUUUUACUGCAAUGAUGAAAUCCUCUAAAUUGCCACAGACUGUACAGACUCUCUCUGAUGUGGAGGAUCAGAAAGACACAGCCGUACUGCUGAGUCCUGAGCUGCGCCAGAAAGAAGUGAGAAUGAACUUUCUUAACCAAUUGACGUCGGUGUUUAACCCCAGAGGCUCUGCAUCGUCGUCCUCACACACACAGGUGGAAGCUGAGGUGGACGACACAUCGGAUCUGGCAUCUGCAGCAAAGACCAAGAGCAUCUUCAUAGCCCAGAAUGUGGGCAGCCUUCAGGAACUGGGUGGAUCAGAGAAGCUGCUAAGAGUCUGCUUGAAUCUGCCCUACUUUUUGAGAUAUAUUAACCGCUACCAAGACGCUGUGUCCGCCAAUUCCUUCUUCAUCAUGCCAGCGACGGUUGGAGAUGCCACAGCUGUUCGCAAUGGAUUUCACUCACUUGUGAUUGAUGUGACCAUGGCACUAGACACACUCUCUCUGCCUGUCAUGGAGCCUUUGACCCCUCCUCGACUUAAAGAUGUCACAUUGCUGGCCCUGAGCUGCUUGUAUGCAGGUGUCAGCGUGGCCACAUGCAUGGCAAUUCUUCAUGUUGGGAGUACCCAGCAGGUGCGGACUGGAUCUACAAGCUGCAAAGAGGAAGAUUAUGAAAACGAUGCUGCCGCCAUUGUGCAGAAAUGUCUGGAAAUCUAUGAGAUGAUCGGACAAGCGAUAAACAGUUCCAGAAGAGCAGGUGGAGAGAAUUAUCAGAAUUUCCAGCUACUGGGAGCCUGGUGUUUGGUGAACAGUCUGUACCUGAUCCUCAACCUGAGCCCCACAGCCCUGGCAGAUAAAGGGAAAGAGAAAGAUCCGCUGGCAGCGCUCAGGGUCAAGGACAUUGCCCGGUCAAAGGAAGGUGUGGGCUCCCCAAAACUGGGCCCUGGUAAAGGACACCAAGGUUUCGGAGUCCUGUCAGUUGUGCUAGCAAACCAUGCUAUCAAGCUGCUCACUUCUCUCUUCCAAGAUCUUCAAGUGGAGACUUUGCACAAGCAAGCCUGGGAUACAGAUGGGCCCCUGGCCGAGUUGAGCAUCACAGCGCAGAGCACAUCCAUCCAGAGAAUACAGAGACUCAUCGAUUCCAUUCCUCUGACAAAUCUGCUCUUUACUGUUCUGUCCACGUCCUACCGCAAGGCCUGUGUCUUGCAACGACAGAGGAAAGGAUCUAUGAGUAGUGAUGCCAGUGCGUCCACAGAUUCCAACACUUACUAUGAAGAUGACUUCAGCAGCACAGAGGAAGACAGCAGCCAAGAUGAUGACAGUGAACCUAUCCUUGGACAAUGGUUUGAAGAGACAAUCUCUCCAAGUAAAGAGAAGGUGCCGCCACCACCUCCACCACCACCGCCUCUCGAGAGCUCUCCCAGAGCUAAAAGUCCAAGCAAACAGAACCCUGCAGGAAAUGGCAAUAUCCUGGCCAGUCGCAAGGAUCCAGAACUGUUCCUCAGCCUCGCCUCCAAUACUCUGAACUUUAUCACCAGCUGCAUGUUGAAUUCCCGCAGUAAUUUCAUCCGCAAUUACCUGAGUGUGUCACUGACCGAGCAGCAUAUGUCCACCCUGGCCUGUAUCAUCAAAGAUGUGGACAAGGAUGGACUAAAAGGGUCAUCCGAUGAGGAUUUUGCUGUUGCUUUGUAUCAGUUUAAUCAUUGUUUGGUGACAUCUGAUCUUCAGUCUCCCAUGCUACAGAAUGCUCUUCUACAGCACCUGGGAAUAGCCCCGCUAAGUGAGGGCCCUUGGCCUCUGUACAUUCAUCCUCAGAGUCUUUCUGUACUGUCACGUCUCCUGCUGCUGUGGCAGCACAAGGCUAGCAUUCAAGGAGAGCCAGACGUACCCGAAUGUCUCCGUGUGUGGGACAGGUUUGUUGGGACCCUGAAGCAGAAUGCCCUCCAGGGAGUAGUUCCAGGAGACACAGAUGAUGUCAAUGUGGAUCAUCUUCAACUGCUGCUUCUAAUUUUUCACAAUUUAUCAGAGAGGGGGCGCCAGAGUAUUCUAUUGCUCUGCAUACAGACACUGCAGGACUUGGCUAGUAACCUGGAACCCCAGCUUCCAGCUGUCCCCCUCCUCCUCGCAAGGUUACUCCUUGUGUUUGACUACCUCUUGCACCAGUACUCCAAGCCACCACUCUACCUCUUUGAGCAGGUGCAGUACAAUCUGCUUACACCUCCUCUUACCUCUGGGGUGUCUCAUGAUGGAAGUGGUCGCACUUCAGCUUUAUAUUAUGGAUUCAAAGAGGUGGAAGAAAAUUGGACAAAACACUGCACAACAGAUGGUGCUCCGCAGCCCCGAUUCUACAGUGUCCUCUCCCAGGAGGCCUCUGAAGAUGACUUGCAUCGUCUUGAUGCUGAUGUGUGUGAAGUCCUCUUCUCUCGAGCACUGAAGUAUGACGACUUAUACACUGCCCUCAUUUCUUUACUGGCAGCUGGAUCCCAGCUCGACACAGUCCGGAGGAAUGAGAACAAAAGCAUCACAGCCCUGGAGGCUUGUUCCCUUCAGUAUCACUUCCUUAUACUGUGGAGGAUUCUGGGAAUUUUACCACCCUCCAAGCACUACAUGAAGCAGCUGUCACAGAAUGUGUCUGGACGUAGUGAAUGUGAGAUUCUUCACACCUUGCGUUGGGCAUCUCGACUCCGAGUCCCAUCAUACCAGCUCUGGAUAAAGGAUCAUCUUAUGAAUCAAGGGAUAAAACCAGAUCAAGCGGUAUCAUUGACAGAGCAAACUUCAGCCAAAUGCAACACUAUUAAAUAUGAUGUAGAAGUGGCUGAAGAGUACAUCGCCCGGCAGAUCUCGACUUUUUGCAGCUCUAAUGGAUAUACCUUUGAACAGCUCCGUAAAGGGCCUAAUCUGCAGUGCAUUUACACAUUAGAUGCAAUGAUCUGCAAGGUGCAGGUGUCUCUGGAUGAACAUUUCUCUAAGCUGUCGGCGGAGACUGACCCUCAAAAGUCCUCACAAGUUGCUAAAAACCUCCUGCCAGCUGCCUUACAGCUCCUAGACAUGUAUGCCUCUCUUACCCGCUGUUACUUGCUCCGAAGCCUACCUGAGGAAGGUAUAGAGGAGAAGAAGCUGCAGGGCUACGCAGCAGUGCUUGCAAUUGGUUCUUCCCGUUGCAAAGCGAACACCCUAGGUCCUGUCUUGAUCCAGAAUCUCCCUACUGCUGUGCAGACCUUGUGUGAGUCAUGGAACAACAUUCACACCAAUGAAUUCCCCAGUAUUGGUUCAUGGCGCAAUGCCUUUGCCAAUGAUACUAUUCCUUCCGAAAGCUACAUUGGAGCUGUUCAGGCUGCCCACCUCGGCACUUUGUGUAGCCCCAGUUUGUCUCUCGCAGCUUCCCUCAAGCAUGUUCUUCUGUCCCUGGUGCGACUGACAGGAGACCUCAUAGUAUGGUGCCCAGAAAAUCUGAAUUCUCACCAGUUAAUCCAGUCGCUGCUUCCUCUUCUUCUGGAGAGCAGCACUGAGAGUGUGGCUGAACUAUGCAGUACAUCGCUGGAGAGAGUGCUUGGGCCGGCAGAGUCGGAUGAGUUCUUGUCUCAGAUGUAUGAGAAGCUGAUCACUGGCUGUUACAAUAUCCUUGCUUACCAUUCUGACCCAAGCUGUGGUCUGGAUGAGUCCAUCCUUGAGGAAUGUCUGCAGUUUCUAGAGAAACAACUUGAGAGUAGCUUGGCUCGAAAAGCGAUGGAGGAGUUCUUUACUGAGAGAGGAGAGCUAGUGCAGAUAAUGAUGGCAACUGCAAACGAGGCUCUCUCCGCCAAGUUCUGUAACAGAGUCCUAAAGUUGUUCACAAAACUUUUCCAGCUCGCUGAGAAAAAUCCAAGUCCCAGUCUCUUGCAUCUCUGUGGCACACUGGCACAGCUUGCCUGUGUGGAGCCGACACAGCUACAGUCUUGGCUGGUCCGUAUGACAACUCCACCUCCCAAAGAUUCCGACCAGACUGAAAUUGUCCAGGAAAACCGACAGCUACUCCAGCUACUUACUGCAUAUAUUGUACGAGAGAACAGCCAAGUUGGGGAAGGUGUGUGUACGGUGCUUCUAAGCACUCUUAUCCCAAUGGCCACAGAGCUUUUGGCUAAUGGGGAUGGGUCUGGCUUUCCAGAACUCAUGGUGGUAAUGGCCACUUUAGCAAGCUCAGGACAGGGUGCUGGACAUUUACAGCUGCACUGUGCAGCAAUGGAUUGGCUGGCAAGAUGCAAGAAAUAUCUGUCCCAGAAAAAUGUUGUGGAAAAACUGAACAACAAUGUGAUGCAAGGAAAGCAUGUUACUAUUCUGGAGUGCACAUGUCAUAUAGUGUCAUACUUAGCGGAUGUUACUAAUGCAUUGAGUCACGGCGCUGGGCAAGGUCACUACCACCUACCUGUGGAUGGAGAAGAGCGAGCAAUCGAGGUAGACUCCGACUGGGUGGAAGAGCUGGCUGUCGAAGAGGAUGAUUCUCAGGCUGAAGAUUCUGAUGAAGAUUCGCUUUGUAACAAGCUCUGUACAUUCACAAUCACUCAGAAAGAAUUCAUGAAUCAGCACUGGUAUCACUGUCACACCUGUAAGAUGGUGGAUGGGGUCGGUGUAUGCACAGUCUGUGCCAAGGUCUGCCAUAAGGACCAUGAAAUUUCUUACGCAAAGUAUGGCUCUUUUUUCUGUGAUUGUGGAGCUAAGGAAGAUGGCAGCUGUAUGGCCUUGGUUAAAAGAACCCCAAGCAGUGGCAUAGGAUCCACUAUGAAAGAAUCGGCCUUCCAGAGUGAACCUCGUCUGCCAGAAAGUGCUAUCAGACACCCUGGCUCUUCCCUCACAGACAAGGGGAAAGUGACAAUCAGUGACGGAAAAGGGGACGAUGAGAAACCAAAAAGGAGCAGCUUGUGCCGUAACAUUGAGGGCUGCCGAGAAGAGCUGGUGUGUCAGGCCAAUGUUUCGUUUGCACCAUUGAUUCUGGAUAUGUUAAACUUCUUAAUGAGCUCCAUACGGAAUAACUUCCAGCAGGCCUCUGCGGUGGGGAGCAGUAGUCGAGCUCAGCAGGCCCUGGACCAGCUGCACACUCUGGAGAAAAGUGUGGAAAUGACCGACCAGCUCAUGGUCCCUACUUUGGGCUCGCAGGAAGGAGCAUUUGAGAAUGUGAGAAUGAAUUAUAGCGGCGAUCAGGGCCAAACCAUCCGACAGCUGAUCAGCGCUCACGUGUUGCGUAGAGUUGCCAUGUGCGUGCUAUCCUCUCCUCACGGCAGGAGGCAACAUUUGGCCGUCAGCCAUGAAAAGGGAAAGAUCACAGUGUUACAACUCUCAGCCCUACUGAAACAGGCAGAUUCCAGCAAGAGGAAGCUCACCUUGACACGUCUGGCCUCCGCACCAGUCCCAUUCACUGUUCUCAGCCUCACUGGAAACCCAUGCAAAGAGGAUUAUCUGGCUGUGUGUGGACUGAAGGACUGUCAUGUCUUGACAUUCAGCGGCUCAGGAUCGGUUUCUGAUCACUUAGUCCUUCAUCCCCAACUCGCCACCGGCAACUUCAUCAUCAAAGCGGUCUGGCUACCCGGCUCCCAGACUGAGCUGGCCAUUGUUACUGCUGAUUUUGUCAAGGUUUAUGAUCUGUCAACAGAUGCCCUCAGCCCCACCUUCUACUUCUUACUGCCCAGCUCGAAGAUUAGAGAUGUCACAUUCCUGUUUAAUGAAGAAGGGAAGAACAUUAUAGUGAUCAUGUCAUCUGCCGGCUACGUGUACACUCAGCUGAUGGAGGAGUCCAGUAGUGCUAUGCAUGGUCCGUUUUAUGUUACCAAUGUUCUGGAAGUCUCUCAUGAAGACUUAAAGGACAGUAAUGGGCAGGUCGCAGGCGGAGGUGUAUCUGUUUAUUACUCGCACGUGCUCCAGAUGCUUUUCUUCAGUUAUUGCCAAGGCAAAUCCUUUGCUGCCACCAUUAACCGAUCUUUACUAGAGAUAAUCCUGCUUUUCCCUAUCAACAUUAAGAGUUCCAACGGAGGAAGCAAGACCUCGCCAGCACUCUGUCAGUGGUCUGAAGUCAUGAACCAUCCCGGAUUAGUAUGCUGUGUCCAGCAGACUACAGGAGUUCCUCUAGUGGUCAUGAUCAAACCAGACAGCUUCCUCAUCCAGGAGAUUAAGACGCUGCCAGCAAAAGCGAAAAUUCAGGAUAUGGUAGCUAUACGGCACACAGCUAGCAAUGAUCAGCAGAGGACAACCAUGAUUCUUCUGUGUGAAGACGGGAGCCUGCGUAUUUACAUGGCCAAUGUGGAGAACACGUCAUACUGGCUCCAGCCAUCUUUGCAGCCCAGCAGCAGUAUCAGCAUCAUGAAACCUGUUCGCAAGCGCAAGCCUGCAGCUGUCAUGACACGGGCAUCAAGUCAAGUGACCUUUCCCAUUGAUUUCUUCGAGCACAACCAGCAGCUUACAGACGUAGAAUUUGGCGGCAAUGACCUGCUGCAAUUGUAUAAUGCCCAGCAAAUCAAGCAUCGCCUUAAUUCUACAGGGAUGUACGUGGCAAACACUAAGCCUGGGGGAUUUACUGUGGAAGUCACCAAUAACAACAGCACUAUGGUGAUGACAGGAAUGCGGCUUCAGAUUGGCACGCAGGCCAUUGAGAGAGCACCUUCUUACAUUGAGAUGUUUGGUCGCACAAUGCAGCUUAAUCUCAGCCGAUCACGAUGGUUUGACUUUCCGUUUACACGAGAAGAAGCGUUACAAGCUGAUAAGAAGCUCACCAUAUUCAUUGGUGCCUCUGUAGAUCCAGCUGGAGUCACUAUGAUAGACGCCAUAAAAAUAUAUGGAAAGACAAAGGAACAGUUUGGCUGGCCGGAUGAACCCCCAGAAGAGUUCCCCUCUGCCUCUGUGAGCAGCGUCUGCCCGCCAAACCUGAAUCAAGGCAAUGGAUCCACAGAUGGCGAGACUGCAACACCACCCUCAAGUAAUGGCACGGCCAUUGAAAGGCUGGUGGGAAGCUCUCUCGAAGCUCUGGAAAGCUGUUUUGCUUUUGGACCAGUGCCUGAGAAGGAGAAAAGCAAAGCUUCAGCUCUGGAACUGGCAACAGUCCUGCUCUCCAUGCCAACACCAUCGAGCGUCCAGCUCCAGACAAAGAGUCUCCUGGCCAGUCUGCACACAAGCCGGUCUGCAUACCAUAACCACAAGGAUCAAGCACUGCUGAGCAAUGCCGUACAAAGUUUGAAUUCUUGCGCUCCUGAUGGAAAGGACUUGGAUCCAGAAGUAUUCCAGAGACUGGUGAUUACCGCCCGGUCCAUCGCCAUCAUGCGGCCCAACAACCUUGUUCACUACACAGACUCUAAAUUGCUGUCAGGAGAGACAGAUAUUGAUGAAGGCAAAGACGUUGUGAAGACCGGUGAAGGAGAAGAAGUGUACGCCUUCAUUACACAGCUCGUCAACCAGUUUUGGAAACUACAUGCAUCUAAACCCAAGAAUGCUUUUCUGGCUCCUGCUUGUCUGCCCGGUCUUACCCACGUGGAAGCAACAGUCAAUGCCCUGGUGGACAUCAUACAUGGAUACUGCACGUGUGAACUGGACUGCAUUAACCUAGCAUCUAAAAUCUACAUGCAAAUGUUGCUGUGUCCGGAUCCAGCUGUUAGCUUCUCCUGCAAACAGGCUUUAAUUCGGGUCCUCCGUCCGCGCAAUAAACGCCGUCAUGUGACUCUUCCAUCUUCUCCACGUAGCAAUACACCCAUAGGAGACAAGGACGACGACGACGAUGAUGACGCAGAAGAUAAGAUCCAGACUUCUGGAAUACCAAAUGGAGAACACGUCCGACAGCAAAGUCAAGUGCAGAAUGAGGUUGACCAUGGAGACUUUGAGAUGGUGUCCGAGUCCAUGGUCCUGGAAAGUGCAGACAGCGUCAACAAUGGUAACCCAUCGCCAUUAGAGGCUCUCCUAGCUGGAGCUGAGGGCUUCCCACCAAUGCUGGACAUUCCACCAGAUGCUGAUGAUGAAACCAUGGUGGAGUUAGCCAUCGCUCUUAGUCUUCAGCAAGAUCAGCAGGGAAGCAGCAGCAGUGCUCUGGGCCUCCAGAGUUUGGGAUUGUCUGGACAAGCACCAAGCUCAUCAUCUUUGGAUGCUGGAACUCUGUCAGACACCACUGCAUCAGCUCCAGCAUCGGAUGAUGAAGGCAGCACGGCCGCAACCGAUGGUUCCACCCUGCGCACCUCCCCAGCCGACCACGCAGGUAGCGUGGGCUCAGAGAGUGGAGGCAGUGCCGUGGAUUCGGUGGCUGGUGAGCAUAGUGUAUCAGGUCGGAGCAGUGCAUAUGGGGACACGACAGUUGAGGGUCACCCUGCAGGACCUGGGAGUAUAAGUUCUAGCACAGGAGCGAUCAGCACCGCCACAGGACAGCAUGAAGGUGAAUGUUCGGAAGGAGAAGGGGAGACAGAAGGCGAUGCACAUACUAGCAACAGACUUCAUAUGGUGCGUCUCAUGCUUCUGGAGCGCCUCCUCCAGUCUAUGCCUAGUCUCCAUACUGUAGGAGGAGUCCGGGCCAUUCCGUACAUGCAGGUGGUAUUGAUGCUGACUGCUGAUCUAGAUGGAGAGGAUGAGAAGGACAAAGGAGCCUUAGAUAACCUCCUGUCCCAGCUGAUUGCAGAAUUAGGUUUAGAUAAAAAGGAUGUAUCUAAGAAGAACGAGCGUACCCCCCUAAAUGAGGUCCAUCUCGUGGUCAUGAGGCUUUUGAGUGUAUUCAUGUCAAGGACGAAGUCCGGUUCAAAAUCAUCCAUCUGUGAGUCAUCCUCUCUGAUUUCUAGUGCAACAGCAACCGCUCUUCUAAGUUCUGGAGCCGUUGAUUACUGUCUCCAUGUCCUGAAGUCUCUCCUGGACUACUGGAAAAGCCAGCAGAGUGAUGAGGAGCCUGUGGCUGCCAGUCAGCUGCUAAAACCUCACACAACUGCGUCUCCACCAGAUAUGAGCCCCUUCUUCCUGCGCCAGUAUGUCAAGGGUCAUGCUUCAGAUGUCUUCCAGGCCUACACUCAGCUGCUGACAGAAAUGGUUCUCCGACUACCUUACCAGAUUAAGAAAAUUGCUGACACCAAUUCUCGAAUCCCACCACCCGUGUUUGAUCAUUCUUGGUUCUACUUCCUUUCUGAGUAUCUGAUGAUUCAGCAGACACCAUUUGUGCGCCGCCAAGUGCGGAAACUUCUUCUGUUCAUCUGUGGCUCUAAGGAAAAAUACAGACAGCUCAGAGACCUUCACACACUUGAUUCCCACGUCCGAGGCAUCAAGAAGUUGCUGGAGGAGCACGGGAUUUUCUUGCGUGCAAGUGUGGUGACGGCUAGCUCUGGAUCUGCCCUGCAGUAUGACACUCUGAUCAAUCUGAUGGAGCACCUGAAAGCCUGUGCUGAGAUUGCAUCCCAGCGAACUGUGAACUGGCAGAAAUUCUGCAUCAAAGAUGACUCGGUCCUGUACUUCCUGCUUCAGGUCAGCUUUCUGGUGGAUGAAGGAGUGUCUCCAGUGCUUCUCCAGCUCCUGUCUUGUGCUCUAUGUGGCAGUAAAGUCCUUUCCACAUCUUCUGGAUCUUCUGUUCCGUCAUCAAGCUCUGGGCAGCCAGGAUCUCAGAGUAAGUCUUCUACCAAGAAGAGUAAGAAGGAAGACAAAGAGAAGGACAAGGAAGGCGAGGGGUCCAGUUCUCAAGAGGAGCAGCUCUGCACUGCACUUGUCAACCAGCUGAAUAAAUUUGCAGACAAAGAGACUCUGAUCCAGUUCCUGCGCUGCUUCCUUCUGGAGUCCAAUGCCUCUUCAGUCCGCUGGCAGGCUCAUUGCUUGGCACUGCACAUCUACAGGAAUUCUAACAAGGCCCAGCAGGAGCUUCUCCUGGACCUCAUGUGGUCAAUUUGGCCGGAGCUCCCAGCCUAUGGACGCAAAGCUGCUCAGUUCGUUGAUCUCCUUGGAUACUUCUCUCUCAAGACUCCUCAGACAGAAAAGAAAUUUAAAGAAUAUUCACAAAAAGCUGUGGAGAUUCUGCGAACUCAAAACCACAUCCUGACCAAUCAUCCUAACUCCAACAUCUACAACACGCUUUCUGGUUUGGUGGAGUUUGAUGGAUACUAUCUUGAAAGCGACCCAUGUCUAGUCUGCAACAACCCUGAAGUCCCAUUGUGUAACAUCAAGCUUUCUUCCAUUAAAGUCGACACACGCUACACUACUACACAGCAAGUGGUCAAACUUAUAGGCAGCCACACCAUCAGCAAAGUGACCGUGAAGAUUGGAGACCUAAAACGGACCAAAAUGGUCCGAACCAUUAAUCUGUACUACAACAAUCGCACCGUGCAAGCCAUUGUGGAGCUGAAGAACAAACCAGCACGCUGGCACAAAGCCAAAAAGGUGCAGCUGACCCCAGGACAGACGGAGGUGAAGAUUGACCUCCCACUUCCAAUCGUUGCUUCAAACUUAAUGAUUGAAUUUGCUGACUUCUAUGAAAACUACCAGGCUUCUUCCGAAACUCUCCAGUGUCCUCGUUGUAGUGCCUCUGUACCAGCCAACCCCGGCGUAUGCGGGAACUGUGGAGAAAAUGUGUACCAGUGUCACAAGUGCAGAUCUAUUAACUAUGAUGAAAAGGACCCAUUCCUGUGCAAUGCUUGUGGAUUUUGCAAGUAUGCUCGGUUUGAUUUCAUGCUGUAUGCAAGACCUUGCUGUGCUGUGGAUCCUAUUGAGAAUGAAGAGGAUCGUAAGAAGGCCGUCACCAACAUUAACACUCUGCUGGACAAAGCGGACAGAGUCUAUCACCAGCUCAUGGGUCACCGACCACAGCUCGAAAACCUUCUAUGGAAAGUUAAUGAAGCCGCACCUGAGAAACCACAGGAUGAUUCUGCCAAUGCUGGAGGUAUAAGCUCAACCUCCGCCAGCGUGAAUCGGUAUAUCUUGCAGCUGGCUCAGGAAUACUGUGGGGACUGCAAGAACUCUUUUGAUGAACUUUCUAAGAUCAUUCAGAAAGUGUUUGCCUCCCGGAAGGAGCUUUUGGAGUAUGAUCUACAGCAGAGAGAAGCCGCCACAAGGUCCUCCCGCACCACUGUGCCGCCCACCUUCACUGCUAGUCAGUACAGAGCCUUAUCGGUGCUCGGAUGCGGCCAUACAUCCUCCACGAAGUGCUACGGCUGCGCGUCUGCUGUGACAGAGCACUGUAUCACUCUGCUACGUGCUCUGGCUACUAACAGCACCAUACGCCACAUCCUGGUAUCUCAAGGACUUAUACGAGAACUGUUUGAUUACAAUCUGCGGCGUGGCCCUGCAUCCAUGCGUGAUGAGGUGCGACAGGUCAUGUGCCUUCUAACCAGGGACAAUCCAGAAGCCACUCAGCAAAUGAAUGACUUAAUUAUUGGGAAAGUGUCAACAGCCCUUAAAGGACACUGGGCAAAUCCAGAUUUGGCCAGUAGUCUGCAGUAUGAGAUGCUGCUGCUUACCGAUUCUAUAUCCAAGGAGGACAACUGCUGGGAGCUUCGUCUGCGCUGCGCGCUCAGUCUCUUCCUGAUGGCUGUCAACAUCAAGACCCCUGUCGUGGUGGAGAACAUUACGUUAAUGUGCCUGAGAAUCCUGCAGAAGCUCAUUAAACCUCCCACACCCACCAGCAAGAAGAAUAAGGAUGUUCCAAUGGAGGCAUUAACUACAGUAAAGCCUUACUGCAAUGAAAUACAUGCACAGGCCCAGCUCUGGCUUAAGAGGGAUCACAAAGCAUCAUAUGAAGCCUGGAAGAAAUGUCUGCCGGCCCGAGGAAUAGACAGCAGUGGAAACACACCAAGCAAAGCUGAGCUCAGACAGAUGUACCUGCAAGAGAAGUACGUGUGGAAGUGGAAACAAUUCAUGAGCAAGAAAGGCAAAAGGACAACCCCUCUCGAUCUCAAACUGGGACACAACAAUUGGCUAAGACAGGUGUUAUUCACCCCGGCCACACAAGCCGCUCGUCAGGCAGCGUGCACCAUUGUUGAGGCAUUGGCAACCUUUCCCAGCCGCAGACAGCAGGUCCUGGAUCUUCUCACCAGCUAUUUGGAUGAACUAAGUGUCGCUGGGGAAUGUGCAGCUGAAUAUCUAGCCUUGUAUCAGAAACUUAUCAAGCCCGCUCACUGGAAGAUCUAUUUGGCAGCGCGCGGCGUGCUACCAUAUGUUGGAAAUCUCAUCACUAAGGAAAUCGCACGUCUGCUGGCGUUAGAAGAGGCGACUCUUAGUACAGAUCUACAGCAGGGAUAUGCUCUGAAGAGUCUCACAGGUCUCCUCUCUGAAUUUGUGGAGGUGGAAUCCAUCAAGCGUCACUUCAAGAGCCGCCUGGUUGGCACGGUGCUUAAUGGAUACCUCUGUCUUCGAAAGCUGGUGGUGCAGAGAACCAAACUGAUUGAUGAGACCCAGGACAUGCUACUGGAGAUGCUGGAGGACAUGACUACUGGUACCGAGUCAGAAACCAAGGCUUUCAUGGCGGUUUGCAUUGAGACAGCCAAGCGGUAUAGCCUGGAUGAUUACAGAACGCCAGUCUUUAUAUUUGAGAGGCUCUGCAGCAUCAUAUACCCCGAGGAGAAUGAAGUGACAGAGUUUUUUGUAACUCUGGAGAAAGACCCCCAGCAAGAAGACUUCCUCCAGGGCCGAAUGCCAGGGAACCCAUACAGCAGCAACGAGCCAGGAAUUGGGCCUCUAAUGAGAGACAUCAAGAAUAAGAUCUGCCAGGAUUGUGACCUUGUGGCCCUGCUAGAGGACGACAGUGGGAUGGAGCUUCUGGUGAAUAAUAAGAUCAUCAGCCUAGACCUGCCGGUGGCCGAGGUGUACAAGAAGGUCUGGUGCCCGACUAAUGAGGGUGAACCGAUGAGAAUAAUUUACAGAAUGAGGGGUCUUCUAGGGGAUGCAACAGAAGAAUUCAUUGAGUCUUUAGACUCAACGACAGAUGAGGAAGAAGAUGAGGAGGAAGUGUACAAGAUGGCGGGAGUAAUGGCUCAAUGUGGCGGGCUCGAGUGUAUGUUGAACCGUCUGGCUGGUAUCAAGGACUUCAAGCAGGGUCGUCAUCUUCUUACAGUCCUUCUAAAACUUUUCAGCUACUGUGUCAAGGUGAAGGUGAAUCGUCAGCAGCUGGUGAAACCUGAAAUGAACACACUGAACGUAAUGCUGGGCACCCUGAACUUGGCCCUGGUGGCGGAGCAGGAGAGCAAAGAUAGCGGCGGGGCCGCUGUGGCCGAACAAGUGCUGAGUAUAAUGGAAAUCAUACUGGACGAGUCCAAUGCUGAGCCGCUGAGCGAGGACAAGGGUAACCUAUUGCUCACCGGCGAUAAGGAUCAAUUGGUAAUGUUGCUUGAUCAGAUCAAUAGUACUUUUGUACGAUCGAAUCCCAGCGUGCUGCAGGGUUUGCUGCGCAUCAUCCCAUACCUGUCAUUUGGAGAAAUGGAAAAAAUGCAGAUUCUUGUGGAUCGCUUCAAGCCGUACUGCACGUUUGAGAAGUAUGAUGAUGAGCAUUGCACGGAUGACAAGGUGUUCCUGGACUGUUUCUGUAAAAUCACCGCCGGCAUUAAGAAUAACAGCAAUGGCCACCAGCUAAAAGAUCUCAUACUCCAGAAGGGGAUCACACAGAAUGCCCUGGACUACAUGAAGAAGCACAUCCCCAGUGCAAAGAACCUGGAUGCCGAUAUCUGGAAGAAAUUCCUCUCCCGACCCGCCCUCCCCUUUAUUUUGCGGUUACUCAGAGGAUUGGCCACACAGCACCUCCCCACCCAGGCCCUUAUAGGUACAGAUUCCAUCACAAACCUUCACAAGUUAGAGCAAGUGUCCAGCGAUGAGGGAAUCGGGACGCUUGCAGAAAACCUAUUGGAAGCCCUUCGAGAGCACCCUGACGUCAAUAAGAAGAUUGACGCCGCAAGGAAGGAGACUCGAGCCGAGAAGAAGCGUAUGGCCAUGGCGAUGAGGCAGAAGGCGCUGGGUACUCUGGGCAUGACUACUAAUGAGAAGGGUCAGGUGGUAACGAAGACGGCUCUUCUGAAGCAGAUGGAAGAGCUGAUAGAGGAGCCGGGGCUCACCUGCUGUAUCUGCAGAGAAGGCUACAAGUUCCAGCCCACUAAAGUGCUUGGCAUCUACACUUUUACUAAGAGAGUGUCACUGGAGGAAGCAGAGAACAAACCCCGCAAGCAGCAGGGAUACAGCACCGUCUCUCACUUCAACAUUGUACACUAUGACUGUCACCUGGCAGCCGUGAGGUUAGCUCGUGGCCGGGAGGAAUGGGAGAGCGCUGCUCUGCAGAACGCCAACACCAAGUGUAACGGCCUGCUUCCUGUCUGGGGCCCCGUAGUUCCAGAGUCAGCGUUUGCCACGUGUUUGGCCAGGCACAAUACUUACCUCCAGGAGUGUACGGGUCAGCGGGAGCCCACCUACCAACUCAACAUCCAUGAUCUGAAGCUGCUCUUCCUGAGAUUCGCCAACGAACAGUCGUUCAGCGCAGAUACCGGGGGAGGGGGAAGGGAAAGCAACAUUCAUCUCAUCCCCUAUAUCAUACACACCGUGCUUUAUGUCCUGAACACAACCCGAGCUAUAUCCCGUGAGGAGAAAAAUGUUCAGAACUUCCUAGAACAGCCCAAAGAGAAGUGGGUCGAAAGUGCCUUCGAGGUGGACGGGCCCUAUUACUCCACGGUCCUCGCACUACAUCUCCUUCCUACGGAGAAGUGGAAAACCAUCCGCAUAGAAGUGCUGCGCAGGCUGCUGGUCGUCAGCCACGUACGGGCGGUGGCACCCAGUGGCACAAACAGACUGACAGACAAAGCCAUCAAGGACUAUCCUGUGUAUCGCUCCAGCCUCCUCUUCUGGGCCCUGGUUGACCACAUCUACGACAUGUUUAAGAAGGUACCAAACAGUAACACGGAGGGAGGCUGGUCCUACUCCCUGGCAGAUUACAUCCGACUUAAUGACAUGCCCAUCUACGAGGCGGCAGACAGAGCCCUGAAGACCUUCCAGGACGAGUUCAUGCCUGUAGAGUCCUUCUCCGAAUUCAUGGAUGUCGCUGGGCUUUUAUCCGAAAUCAACGACCCUGACAGCUUCCUCAAGGAUCUUUUGAACUCUAUUCCCUGAGAAUCUCCACAUUCCUCUCCUGGCCAUUGCAGUAGUGUUUUUUUUUUUCCCCCCAAUCUUGUAUUUUUGGUGUAUAUGGCGGGGGAGGGGAGUGAAGCGCGUUCCCCGUCAUUAUCAGCUGACAUCACACGUUCUCUCCGGUUCACAUAUAUUCUUUUAUAUCUUGAGUUUUAGAAUCCGUCAUGUCCUCUGGUCAGAAUUGGCUGCCGCUAUUUUGUGUGGGUUGUUUUUUUUGUGUUUUUAUUUUUAUUUUUUUUGCUUUUUUUUGUGGGGGGGUGGGCGUUUUGGUGUGUUUGUGAAUUUCAGAUUUGGAUGUAGUUGUAAGGCCAAAGUGAAGGGAGGAUUCAAGGCAUAACUGCUGACGAGAAUCCCAGGAGGAGCUGAACCUUCCCUUCACUGCAUGAAAUAUUCAGCCCACCAAAGAAUUAAUUGCAUGCAAAAAGCCCAGCGUCUUGUGACACCCAUGGGUAAGGGUGACCCUCUGAAGACUCCUCCAUGGUUGACAGAGACCCCAAUCAUUUCCACAUGUGACUUUGACAAUCUGUAUCAUGGCACGCUGCACCCGGUGUAGACAUUAAUGUGCUUCAGCGGCUAUUCAGCGCCUCCAUGCUUGAGUGUCCCCAUCGGGGCAGUCGGCCCGCUUGCCAGUUGAGCCUCCACAGCGGCCAUCAAUUAACAUACGUAACUACCUAGCUGUUGUCUGCUUCAUACAAUAAAUCUCAUCAAAAAGCU
Messenger RNA from Bufo gargarizans (Asiatic toad), 16172 nucleotides. RefSeq names its product ubiquitin protein ligase E3 component n-recognin 4 (gene UBR4). Lineage: Eukaryota; Metazoa; Chordata; Amphibia; Anura; Bufonidae. The record is from RefSeq and is a predicted model, not a curated record. Gene Ontology annotation, molecular function: zinc ion binding; protein binding.